UAUGAUUAUGCUAUUUUUACUUUUUUUAGCCUCAUAGACCUAGACCAGAAGGAAAACGUCAUAAAAAAGUGCGACAACCACACAACACUAGGGAAAGGUAUCGACAAAUGGCUAAUGCACAAGAAUUUAUAGAUAAAACUUAUUCUCAUAUUCAGUAUGGUGGAGUUGUUACAAGGUCAGCAAAUGAUACUACAGAUGGAACAAAUCAUGGAGGACAUUCUGUUCGGCCAAGUAGCUUAGAAUUGCAUUCAACAUAUAUUGCAAAUCAUGAAACUGGUUAUGUAGGUAGUCCAACACACCAUUAUCCAUCUCCUCCAACUACUUAUACAGAGCAAUCGCAAUCUCCUCAACAUCAUUUUCCACCGCCACCGUAUACUGUUAAUUCACCAGAAGCUCGAAAUACACCUAUUAGUGGCACACCUACUCGUUAUGGGAAUCGCAUUAAUUCUGCAAGACCAUCUCAACCACCUCCAGCUCCACCUGUGUCUAAUUCCUCAGGAUCUAGUGGGACUUCCACUCCCACUAUAUCUGCAGGUGGUACUCCUUCAAGUGGUACAGGAAGGUAUAGAGUUUCAAGUCAUUCAAGAGAUAAUCUUCCUCCUCCUCCUCCACCACCCGAAAAUACUACUGUUAAUGGAAUUCAUCCUCCUUCUCUUUUUGUUACCCAGAAAGUUAUUCAAUCACAACCAGGAUCUGGCCCACAUACGCCAGUUCAUAAUUCUCAUGUGGGAUCUCGCCAUGCAACUCCAACUCAUCAUUCCCACACGAAUAUUUCUAGUAGUCAAGUUCCUCCAACAGAUAUAGUCACUAAUACCACUCCUGAUGGUUUAGAGCUUCCACCACCUCCACCUACACCUGAUAAAGAUAUCCUUCAUACAGAUAGUCAUCUUGUUCCUUCACCUCCACCUCCUCCUCCUCCAGCUGUUAAUGGAUGUUUGCCACCACCACCACCACCCUUGCCUCCUCCAGAUGAUCUAUCAAAUGGUCCAGUUAUGAGUGGAGAUAUUGUUCGUGUUCAAGAAAUUGUCUCUCUUUCAUCAGAAUCUGCUAGCACAACAUCUAGUGUAAGCAAAACUAGUGAAAAUACAGAUCCAAAAUCUAGGUUACCACCAAUUACUCAAACUGAUGCAAGAAGUGAUUUGUUGGCUGCAAUUAGAGAAGGUAAGUAAUAAAUAAUAAUAAUAAAUAUAUAUAUAUAUAUAUAAUGAUGCAAUUAAAUGAAAAUAUUAACAUAAGUUAAAGAUAUUGAUGGGUAUUGACAUACUUACU
Messenger RNA from Centruroides sculpturatus (bark scorpion), 1269 nucleotides. Its product is annotated as leucine-rich repeat extensin-like protein 5. The coding region runs from base 108 to 1169 and encodes 353 amino acids. NCBI's taxonomy places the organism in Eukaryota, Metazoa, Arthropoda, Arachnida, Scorpiones, Buthidae. The record is from RefSeq and is a predicted model, not a curated record. The transcript has a single exon.